Exserohilum turcica Et28A is the source of this 1169-nucleotide messenger RNA. RefSeq lists its product as uncharacterized. Gene Ontology annotation, molecular function: protein-lysine-acetyltransferase activity. Bases 352 to 993 code for a protein of 213 amino acids. The transcript has a single exon. Lineage: Eukaryota; Fungi; Ascomycota; Dothideomycetes; Pleosporales; Pleosporaceae. Gene Ontology annotation, cellular component: chromatin; nucleus. Gene Ontology annotation, biological process: mitotic sister chromatid cohesion. The record is from RefSeq and is a predicted model, not a curated record.
CCGCCCCCUACGUCAAGCCCGAAAGAGUCGCCCGCCAUCUUCUCGGACCAGCCCGCCCGGUCUAGUCCACCAUCGUCGCCAACACCGCGCAGCUCUCCGCCUGUUCAGAGACGACGGCCGGUAUUCUCGAUAUUCAAGAAACAAGCCAAGUCCACAGCGUCCAUAAACGAGCCCCGCGCGGAAAAAAGCCAACAUGCACAUCGCCCGCCCCAGGUGCAACAAAAAAAGAAACCCAUGGUGCAGAUGCAGCUAGACUUGGCUUCGGAGACGCGCAAAACAUGCAAGACGUGCGGAAUGCAGUAUAUACCGUCGAAUCUAGAGGAUGCGGCGCUGCACAAAAAGUUCCAUGCCAUGAACGUGGGAGGCAUGGAUCUCACCAAAGCGCUCGUUCAGCGCUUCAGGAAGAACGAGAUAUGGAGUGGCGGAGAGGGGAGCUUCAUCGCAGUGGUGGGGCGCAAAGAUGCGCCCUUGCUGCGGAGCCGGGCGAGCGAGCUGCUGAAGAUUGUGAAUACAGAGCUUGCGGCUGUGCCUAUAACCGACGAGGAGCUGUGGAGCCAGAAGAAGCAUGCAGUCACUGCCGAUACCAAGGCCGUGCCCGUCGAUCGAUUCAAAGUGUACCUGUACAUCCGGGGCAGCAAAUGCGUGGGGGCUUGUUUGGCCGAGCGGAUACGGGAGGCCUUUCAGUGUCUGGAUGCCGGAAAUACUACAGCUGAAGACGCCCGUAAGCUCCCGGCCGUGCCGCACAGCUCAUCCCUGUCUAUCAGCACCGAGCCAGAGCCGGCGAUGCUAGGCAUAUCGCGUAUAUGGACAUCGAACCAGCACCGGAAACAGGGCAUUGCGACGAGGCUGCUGGACUGUGCGAGGGCAAACUUCCUCUACGGGAUGCGGAUUGAAAAGACAAAGGUCGCCUUCAGCCAGCCGACGGAGAGCGGCGGGCAGCUGGCGCGCAAAUGGUACGGCAGACAGGCGGGAUGGCAUGUAUAUACCGACUAGGCGGGCAAUGCAAGGGCCGGCGAGACAUGCAGUACGUACAUGGCCAGCAAUGGUGAUAGGUAGUGGGGUCGCUUCGCUGUCCCGCCAGAUCGCCUGCGCGUGUGCGUGCAUGUCGGCGCUGAUCGACUGUCGGGCCCGACCAUCAGCAGGGGCGCUUCUUCCACGCCGCAGACGAC